AUGUUUAAAAUACAUAAACAAAAAUUUAUUAAAAUAUAUAAAUAAUAGAAAAAAAUAAAAAAAGCAAAUAAUUCAUUUGAGUUUGUAAAUUUAAAAAAAAACGAUAAAGUUAAAUAUUUAUCGGAUAAUAAUUUAAUAAAAUAAUAAAAAAAUAAAACUUUAGAAAACUAAGGCAAUUAUAUUAUAAAUAAUAUGCCAAGCACAUUACAAUUCUACUAUAUUUUAUUAAAAAUACUUCCUGAAGGAAUUCUUCUUUUAGGAAAUAAGAUUUUUCACAUUCAAUUUUUAAAUAAAAAUAUUUAAGAAAUUCUACAAAUAGACAGUAAGUUUUUAGUUGAAAAACUCCUUUCUUUAAAAAACUCAGAAUUUAAAGAAUACGGAAAUGAUAAAAAAGACGAUUCCACAAGUACUAAUAGUACUCUAAAAGGUUAGACUAUUUAUGUAAAUUAAUGCAAAAAUUUAAAAAGUUUGUAUGAAAAGAUUAUCAAACUAACAAAUUAUUAAUUAAAAAAAAAUUUUCUUUAAGGUAUAGAAGAGUAGUCUUAAAAAUUUAUCAUGUAUUGUAAUUUUAAUAAUAAAAAAAAUUAAAAUGAAGAUGAUAUUAAAAAUUUAGAAAUUACCUGUGUACCAACUAUUAUAGAUAAUUAAUCUUCAGUCCUUUUUGUAAUAAAAGAUAUAAGCAAUAUAAAAAAAUUAAACUAUUUAUAAAUACUAAACGAAAAUAAAUCAAAAAUGCUCUCAUAAGUAGCACAUGAAUUCAGAACUCCUUUAAAUUGUAUAAUUUCUUUAAUAGAAAUAGCCGAGGAGCAAAAUACUUAUUUGCAUUAAUUCCUAAAACCAGCCUUAAUAAGUGCUUAAUAAUUAAAUUUUAUGGUGAAUGAUAUUCUAGAUUUCACUUAAAUAAAAGCAAAUAAAUUUUCUCUAAAUUAUCAAAUAUUUGACUUUUUAGAUCUUAUAAAGCAAAUUAUUCUUUUAUUAAAUAUAGAAGCAAGAAAAAAGCAAAUAGAACUAUUAUAUCAAUAUGAUCCUUAAUUACCCACUUUUAUCCAUAGUGAUCAAAAUAGAAUCAGGCAAGUUUUAAUAAAUUUAAUAGGAAAUGCAUUAAAAUUUACUAAGUAGGGUUCAAUAACUAUAAUAGUGAAAAAAAAACUUGUAAAUAAAAUUCUAGUACAAGUAAAAGAUACUGGAAUAGGAAUUUAAGAAAAAGAUCAACAAAAAUUGUUUUAUGCAUUUGGAAAAAUAAAUGGAGAGGAAGAAAAUUUAUUAAAUCCGAAAGGAGUUGGACUUGGUUUAAUGAUUUCUCAUAUGUUGGCCAAAAUUUUGGGAGGUGAAGAAGGAUUACAUGUAGAAUCUGAAUACGGGAAAGGAUCUUGUUUUUAAUUUAUGGUUAUGAAUUAAAUAGAAAAAUAACAAGAAGUUGAUAAAAUAAUUUAAAAUAAUAAAUUUACUUUUUAAAGAAAUAAAUAUAGGGCUUAAAAUAUAUUAAUUAUAGAUGAUAAUUAAUUUAAUAUACUCGUUUUAAAAGCUAGAAUUUAGAAUAUUACAAAAGCUCAAAUUUAAACUGCUUUAAGUGGAAAGGAUGCUAUGAAAAUUGUUAAGCAAAAAUAUGAGAAAUUAGAUUAAUAUUUUUAGUUGAUUUUUCUUGAUUUAAGUAUGCCAGAUAUUGAUGGGUAUUAAACUUUUAAUUUAUUAAAACAAUUUUAUAAUGAGAAGAAAUUAUUUUAAUAUGUAAAUGUAGUCGCCUGUAGUGGGUAUUAAGAUUGUAAAGAAUAAAAUAAAGCAAUGAAAGUUGGAAUGACUGAUUAUUUAACAAAACCUAUUGAUAAAGUUAAAUUAUAAUAAAUUUUAUCUAAAUAUUUAUGA
Ichthyophthirius multifiliis is the source of this 1863-nucleotide messenger RNA. Its product is annotated as phospholipid-translocating p-type flippase family protein, putative. Gene Ontology annotation, biological process: phosphorylation; phosphorelay signal transduction system. The transcript is spliced from 3 exons. Gene Ontology annotation, molecular function: phosphorelay sensor kinase activity. NCBI's taxonomy places the organism in Eukaryota, Ciliophora, Oligohymenophorea, Hymenostomatida. The record is from RefSeq and is a predicted model, not a curated record.